This is a messenger RNA of Scatophagus argus, 1393 nucleotides long. It is a transcript of the gene nudc, whose product is annotated as nudC nuclear distribution protein. Gene Ontology annotation, biological process: protein folding. NCBI's taxonomy places the organism in Eukaryota, Metazoa, Chordata, Actinopteri, Scatophagidae. Bases 127 to 1119 code for a protein of 330 amino acids. The transcript is spliced from 9 exons. Gene Ontology annotation, cellular component: cytoplasm. The record is from RefSeq and is a predicted model, not a curated record.
AGCGUAGGCAGGGUUUGUUUCCAGGAAGUGAGUGGCGUGUCUCCAGGCCUCGCAUUAUUGUUAAGUGAAGUUUUUGCUUGUCAUCUUACGGCUAAUAUUUAUUUGGCCUUUUCUUAAUCCAGCAAUAUGGGUGAUGAUGAAGAAAAGUAUGAUGGCAUGCUGCUUGUUAUGGCACAACAACACGAAGGAGGGGUACAAGAGUUAGUAAACACAUUUUUCAGCUUCCUUCGCCGCAAAACUGAUUUCUUCAUCGGCGGCGAGGCAGGUGCUCCGGAGAAGCUUGUCAAAGAUGCUUUUGCCCAUCACAAUAAGCUAGCACAGAAGGCCCACAAAGAGAAGCAAAUUAAACAAGAGAAGGAAAUGAAAGAGAAAGCCGAAAGAGCUGCCAAGCUCGCAGAGGAAGAGAGAAAAAAGAAAAAUGACGACGGUCCUAGAAUUCAGGAACUUACUGAUGAAGAAGCAGAGAAACUUCAGUCUGAACUCGACAAGAAGAAGAAUGAAGAGGAGAAAACAGUCAAAGAAAAAUCAUCUGACAAAGAAGAGAAAGAGAAGGGGUCUGACUCAGAAGGGGAGGAGGAUGAGAAGGACAAAGACAAACUGAAGCCUAAUGCAGGAAACGGAGCUGACCUGCCAAAAUACAAGUGGACACAGACCCUGUCUGAAGUUGAUCUGGCGGUGCCUUUUGAUGUCGUGUUCCGCCUAAAGGGGAGAGAUGUAGUGGUGGACAUCCAGCGACGCUCCAUCAAGGUCGGCCUGAAGGGACACCCUCCUGUUAUUGAAGGCCAGCUUUACAACGAGGUGAAGGUAGAGGAAAGCUCCUGGCUCAUUGACGACGGCAAGGUUGUUACAGUCCACUUGGAAAAGAUUAAUAAAAUGGAGUGGUGGAGCAAGAUUGUAACGACAGAUCCAGAAAUUAAUACCAAGAAAAUCUGUCCAGAGAACUCAAAGCUGUCAGACCUCGACGGAGAGACACGUGGGAUGGUAGAGAAGAUGAUGUAUGACCAAAGGCAAAAAUCAAUGGGCCUGCCUACAUCUGAGGAGCAGAAGAAACAAGAAAUUCUUAAAAAGUUCAUGGCUCAGCACCCAGAGAUGGAUUUCUCUAAAGCCAAAUUCAGCUGAGCCUUGAUGCCGUCAGCUUCACCUGGAGGAUCCGUACUAUAAUUCACAAUCAUUUUAUCAAAGCCAACAUCAGGCGUCACCAACUCCCCUUCAUCUGUUCUCUUCAUACUCUGCAUGGUUUUGUUGACUAAUGGUCUUAAGUACAUACAUUCAGGCCCUUUUUGUUGUCAUGAUAACAAGUUUUGAUGACUGUAAAACCCACAUUCUCCAUUUGCAUGUUGUCUCCAUAUUUAAGAUGUGACUGGAUUUUGUAAUAAAUGGCUUUUAAAUCAAA